AUGGCCUGCCAUCUCACAGAGACUUCUAAAGUCACUGUUGAGAGCGCUAUCUCAGCCAAAACCACUGAGAAAUCUGGAGAUGUGCUCGUUGGAGGCUUCGAUGAUGAAGAGGAGGAUGAUUCAUUGGAACACCAGCUUGCUCGAUCGACAGUCAAGAAAGGCCAGGAGCUAGCUAUGGUGAUUUUCCUUUGUUUAUUGAUAUUUUACACUACUGAUUUAUCUUUACAAACUAGUGUUACACUCACACACGAUGACUCAGAUGCCGGCAUAUAUGAUGAUGAGCCCAAGGCUCCAUUCACUCAGCGUAGUGAGGCGUGGUCAGUGCCUCGUCCUAGGCCAGUGCCUAAAAGGAAGGCAGCAGACAUCCUGGAGGUUUCGUCUGCCAGUGAAAUCGAAGACUUUGACGCUGUUGCAAGUGACCAUGAUCUACUAUCUGAUGCUGACGACUAUUCUAUGGAGGUUGAUUCAACCCACUCAGACCUCAAGCCAGAGACAUCUCAACCUGUGGCCAACUUGAAGCAAGAUCCUGCACUGCUCAUGAAGACCCUAUCAAAGUUGCAAAAUGCUUGCCGCACUACAAAUUCAACAUCUGUCACAACUGUAGACAUGGACACUCCAGCGCCCAAGAGGGUGAAGACCACAGCACCAAUCAACGCUACUCCUGCACAGGCUCAACAGCCUGUAGUCCAAUGCGACACGCCUGCAAAAUCAGUAAAGCCCUGGGCGCAAUAUCGAAACACCAAUUUACCUGCGCCAGUUCAGGGUGACCAGCACUGGACUAAGAAAUUUCUUCCGACCGUACUGUUGUGGAUGGGGAGUCUUGAAGAUGACCUUGUUUGGACCAUCACAGAUGCAAAUCUACUCAAGCAUAUUCAAGUCAUGUUCAAUGCUGUGUAUCUGGAGCUCAGCAUUCAGUUGGUCCAGAAUGGUGUCGUUUUCUCCCUUACUGUUCAAUGGCUUUCUGAAUGGCACAGCAACUUGGGCUCAACAGCCAUCGCAAUUAUCAUUGAUUUCCUGACGAGCGACAAGGAAUGUGACCCACAGGUCCUUGUGGGCCUCCUCUUGAACAAUUUCACCUUCCUUUUCAGCGACAUGGACACAUGCGAUCCCCUUGGAGUGUACCAUUCCGCCUUUAUGCUUCAGCUCUUCGGAAAGGCACACCUCGCUAAUAUUAGCAGCCACGCCAAUGUUCCUGCACUCAAGACUCAUGUUCUAACAUCAAGUGGAAUGGUAGGUGCUCUAUCACUUUGUGCUGCAGCUCGCGCUGUGGAAAUGGUUUCCACUGGUGAUAUCAAGGCCGAGAAUAUUUUAGCUUCAGCAUCAUCUAGCAAAACAAACAUCAAGUUGCCGAAAGUUCUCAACAAGGUCACGGGCAAGGAGACCAAUGCCCCCUUCUUGUUCUCACACGACAGGUGCACGAAGAAGACAAAACAGUAUGCCACGUCCAUCAAGAAGAAGGGACCAGCCUUUAUUGCAUCAUUGACAGACAUAGCGCAGUCUGGCUUGAAGGAAUGUGCAGCCUGGGAUUCGGCUGUCACAGAGGACAAAUCCAAAGACGAGCGUGCUUUGCUGUGUAUUUAUAAAUCUCCAAUGGCACUAUGGACACAGGCUGCUGCUGCUACUGGUAGCAUUCACUAUACUCAGUCCCCACUGUUCUAA
Messenger RNA from Suillus paluster, 1659 nucleotides. RefSeq lists its product as uncharacterized. The transcript has 5 exons. The coding region runs from base 1 to 1659 and encodes 552 amino acids. NCBI's taxonomy places the organism in Eukaryota, Fungi, Basidiomycota, Agaricomycetes, Boletales, Suillaceae. The record is from RefSeq and is a predicted model, not a curated record.